Molecule: messenger RNA, 3133 nt
Organism: Eleginops maclovinus (Patagonian blennie)
Lineage: Eukaryota; Metazoa; Chordata; Actinopteri; Perciformes; Eleginopidae
Gene: bcl3
Product: BCL3 transcription coactivator
Exons: 9
Coding region: 975-2420 (481 amino acids)
Biological process (GO): cellular response to tumor necrosis factor
Cellular component (GO): cytosol
Molecular function (GO): NF-kappaB binding
Source: RefSeq, a predicted model, not a curated record
UUCCACGUUGUUAAGAUCAGUAUUUCCCUGUUGCAUUACCAUCAAUAAGGUGGGACAGUGAUGUUGCAAUAAAGGAAAUAAACACUCUUUAUAACCAGUGAACACUUUAAAUACCUUAGCCAUCUGCAAUGUAGCUACUCCUCUAUCUCCUUAAUAUGUACGUGCACUGCUCCUUCUUUUUGGAUAAAGAAAAGUUUGCAUUUAGACAUUUUAAAUUGAAGCUUUUUUAAACAUGACUGGACAACUGACAACAAAGAAGAACAGAUAAGUACACAGCUGUACAUAAGUGUACAUUGUGAGCAUUUAAAACCAAAGGCUUCGUGGUGCAUGUUAACAAUUAGAAGGAAUUAAACUAAAUGGAGUAAAUGGAAAUGCAGUUAAUGCAGAAGCACCAAUGACCAAGAAAAUAAACGUACAAAGCGACUGGCGAAAGCACCUGAACCGUGAAAAGCAUCGAUCCUUGAACUUCUUGGGAAAUUCAGUAUAAUGUUUUGAACUUGCAUGCAAAACAGACAGCUGUCGAAGAGUUUGCAAAUGCAGAAUGUAUGAUUUCAACGAAGUGUUCUCUCUUUCCUUCUUCACUCAGUAUAUUUGAUAACAACCGCUUUGUUUCGGUUUAUAAGGGAAAGCACCCUCUGUCGCUGUGAUUACGUUCAUUAGGCUAAAAGCAGAUGAGCGCUGGUGGAGCUGCACUGUACCUGCAGUCCUUUCAGUAGGUUAGCUAGAACACAUUAUCUACAACACACUUCUAUUGGCUCCACUUCGAAAACACAUUUUCAAGAAGAAAUCAAUUGCUUUGAACGCUUCAUCAGAUACACCAGUAAGAUAGAAGUAAAAGCCCAUUUGAUUUCAUGGAGAUGGGAAGACCGGCCACUCUGAAUGGAGUGAUCCCACCAAACUGUCACUGACCGAAGCUUUCUUCACGCGUACACACCUGAGACUUCUCCGGGUCCUGAGCGCAUUGCCCCCGGUUGAUGCCGAGGAUCAUGACCAUGAACAGUGACCACCAGUCGGUUGCCACCGCGCCGCUGGAUCUGCGCACCACCAACCGAGAGCAUGCAGCGUCCAGGACACCGGACUGCAGCGGCAGCGCGAGGGACGCGCGGGGGACAGGAGGCUCGCCUGCACCCCCUGCGUGCACGGGGACGGACAAUUUGCAAAGAAAAGAAACCGGUGCUGCUCGCAAGCGAAAAGCAGACAAAUCAUCCUCUUCGCUGCCUUUUAGGAAACGCCAGUUUGUUGUCGAGCCGGAGCCCCAGAGGCAGUCACCGGCUCAACCAGAGAGUGAGGACCGCUUCUCGCCUGCGGUGAACACAGAGCUCACAUUACGAAAAAGUUUGACCGGAGUCUGUGCGACACCAGUGACUCCCAGGCGGUUUGCAGAGGCAGGGCUGAGUCCAGAUGGAUGUCCGUUCCGCAUUUGGCAACAUUAUGAUUAUGGUGCAUACCCAGUGUUCUGUUUGCCCACUGUUCCUGAGCCCACCCACCUUUUGGCCCACCAAGCAGAAAACCUGCGGACUAUUGCUCUGGCUACACGUCAAGAUGAAGAUGGAGACACAGCUCUCCAUAUAGCGGUGGUGCAGGAGGAGAUGGCCAUCGUCUGCAAACUGAUCAAACUCCUGCAGUUGGCUCGCAGAGGCCUUGAUGUUUACAACAACCUCCGUCAGACUCCUCUUCAUCUCGCAGUGAUCACCCAGCAGGCGAACAUGGUGGAUGCUUUGAUGAGGGAGGGGGCUGACCCUGCUGCCUUGGACCGUAAUGGCCAAACAGCACUCCACCUCUGCUGUGAAUAUGACCAGCGAGACUGUCUGUCUGUCGUGCUCUCUCACCCCUCGUCCUCCACAUGCCUAGAGUUGAGAAACUAUGAGGGUUUGAGCCCUCUCCAUUUUGCGGUGCUGCGUGGCCAUACACAUUUGGCCGAAAUGCUGCUGAAUGCAGGCGCUGACAUCAAUGCUAUGGACAACAAAAGUGGUCAGAAUCCUCUCAUGCACGCGGUGGAGAGCAAUAACGCAGACAUGGUCCACUUCCUCAUCGAGAGGGGCUGUGAUGUCAACAGCCAGUCAUACAGUGGGAACACAGCCCUGCACAGCGCGUGUGGCCGAGGUCAGGUGGACACAGUGCGGUUGCUUCUGAAGAGCGGCGCUGACAGCAGCCUCAAGAACUACCACAACGACACACCUGUGAUGGUGGCCAAGAACAAGAAAAUAACAGACGUGUUACGAGGGAGAGGCUCCAACCAAAUAAGAGUUCAAGAUCAACACUGUGCGUCCCUCUCGUCACAUGGGAGCAAUUUAACAGAAAAUGGGUCCCCAUCUUCCAACCACAGUUAUGGAUAUUCACCUGCAAACACACCACACACCCCUCAUUGCAGCACCUCCCAUUCUCCAAAGACUCAAUCUACACUUAUGUAUCCAAUUUAGUAGUGUAAGUUAUAUCUGGUGCACCUUGCGACUACCUCCACACAACUAACCUGAAAAGACUGCAUUACCCUGAGAGACACUGAAGUCAGCAGAAGGAGAAUUCAGGAGAAGAUUUAGCCAAAGGGAUGACAGAGCAGAAAAUGGACUGCAUAUGAAUUUAAACUUCCUCACACUCCAUGUUAAAGGACAGUCAAAGUUUGCACUGUUGGGGCUUGAUUCCUGAACAGGGUGCCUAUCUGCUCAUCCACCUCCCUAAUAACCAGGACCAAAGUGACUGAAAGCUGUUGCAGUGAAAAUCUGGAUUUCUCCCUGUGAAGUUACUCCAUGCAGCAACAGAAAUGUGCAACUGCAUGCAAUCAUGGACUUAUAUUGAAGACUGUUAUUAAACUGCGUGGAGAUUUUAAUAAAUCACAGACAUGGGGCUCAGCUUGGUGAACUAAAGGGUCAAAGCAUUUUGGCCUUUUUUGUUUAAAGGAGAGAGAUGGCAAGAAAUUAAGGGCAACAAAUACACCAUUUUGAAACCUGAAGUCUUCUAGCCAGGCUGCUUACUGUAAUGCUUGACAAUGUAACUUGACUUGCUUAAUAUUGCACAUGUGUAUUCCUUUUUCAACAAUGUGUGUCCACAGUACCUUUCAGGUGUGUGCGUGCCUGUGCAAGUGUUGUUAUAUCACUAUGAAAAGUUGUAUUUUUUAUAUAAAAUGUGUUCAACAGAA